This is a messenger RNA of Entrophospora sp. SA101, 429 nucleotides long. NCBI's taxonomy places the organism in Eukaryota, Fungi, Glomeromycota, Glomeromycetes, Entrophosporales, Entrophosporaceae. The record is from the annotation of a GenBank genome assembly.
AUGGAAAAUAAAUUUGUAAAGAUUACACCUGAACCUCUUAUUCUUCAAGAUAUUGUAGAUUUAGUAAAAGAUGACAGUGCGGGUGCUAUUACUACUUUUAGUGGAACAACUCGUAAUACUUUUAAAGAUAAAAUAGUUGUCCAAUUGGAUUAUGAAGCAUAUAUUCCAAUGGCAGAAAAGAUUUUAUUGUCAAUGAUUGAUGAAAGUAGAUCAAAAUGGAAUUUAAUAAAAGUGGCAAUUUAUCAUCGUGUUAAUACUGUACCUGUUGGUGAAACAAGUGUUAUAAUAGCUGUUUCAAGCGCUCAUAGGCAUGAGUCAAUUCAUGCAGUUGAAUGGUUGAUUGAUCAAUUGAAAGAUAAAGCACCAAUUUGGAAAAAAGAAAUUUACAAUGAUGGAAGUGUUUGGAAAGAUAAUAAAGCAAUCUCUUGA